Molecule: messenger RNA, 1469 nt
Organism: Terrapene triunguis (Three-toed box turtle)
Lineage: Eukaryota; Metazoa; Chordata; Testudines; Emydidae
Gene: NFKBIA
Product: NFKB inhibitor alpha
Exons: 8
Coding region: 452-1417 (321 amino acids)
Molecular function (GO): protein binding
Source: RefSeq, a predicted model, not a curated record
AGGCCGGGGUCACGAGCAUAGGUGAAGGGAAAGCCCAGGGUGGGGAAAAGGCGGCGAGUUCCCUAAGGCCGGCUCCCAGGGAAGUACCUGGGGGGAAGGGGCUUAGUCACAGAGCUGUACUGUACCAAGUACUUUCCCUCUGGUAAUUAAAAAAAUGGGGCGAGGGGCGGGCUAGUCAGGGGAUUCCUCCGUUGCGAGCCUCGCCUGGGCUUUUUAUGUAACGCCGCAGACAGGCACAGGCUGGUUCUUGCUGUUUGACUUGCUUGGAAAUUCCCAGCGGCUCGUGCUCCGCCCCUUACAGAAAUCCCCUCAGCAGAGGGCGUAUAUCCAGCGCCGCCGCCCGCCGCCGCUCUCACACAGUGCUCGCCUGCCGCCGCCGCUGAGCCUGGGCCUGGGUCGCUUGCGAAGGAGCCGAAGGGGAUCUAGCGCCUGUGUUAGCGGAGGCCGAGCCAUGUUCCAGCCCAGCUGCAGCCCGGCUGGCCGGCGGGACUCAGCGAUGGAGCCGCUGAAGAAGGAGCGGCAGCUCGGCUUGCUGCAGGACGACCGGCACGACAGCGGGCUGGACUCCAUGAAGGAGGAGGAGUACGAGCUGCUGGUGAAGGAGCUGACGGACAUCAGGCUCCAGCCCCAGGAGGAGCGGGGGGCGCCGCACCAGCCGGCCGAGCCGUGGCAACAGCAAGUGACUGAAGACGGAGACACAUUUCUCCACUUGGCAAUUAUUCACGAAGAAAAGGCCUGGACCGUGGAAGUCAUUCGCCAGGCAACUGCCAACCCUGCCUUCCUGAACUUUCAGAAUAACCUAAACCAGACUCCACUUCACCUGGCAGUAAUCACAGAUCAGGCUGAAAUUGCUGAGAUUCUUCUCAAGGCCGGAUGUGAUCCAGAGAUCAGAGACUUCCGAGGAAAUACACCACUUCAUAUUGCCUGUGAGCAGGGCUCUGUCAGAGCUGUCAGCGUCCUCACUCAGUACUGCCAGCAGCACCACCUAUAUUCAGUCCUACAGUCUGCCAACUACAAUGGACACACGUGUCUCCAUUUGGCAUCUAUUCACGGGUAUCUGGCUAUAGUAGAAUAUUUGCUGUCCUUGGGAGCAGAUGUCAAUGCUCAGGAGCCUUGUAAUGGCAGAACUGCCCUCCACUUAGCUGUAGACCUGCAGAAUUCAGAACUGGUGUCGCUUCUGGUAAAACAUGGGGCUGAUGUGAACAAAGUGACCUACCAGGGCUAUUCUCCAUACCAGCUCACAUGGGGAAGAGACAGCUUCAGCAUACAGGAACAACUGAAACACUUAACCACGGCUGACCUACAAAUGCUACCAGAAAGUGAGGAUGAGGAGAGCUGUGAAUCAGAAUCAGAAUUCACAGAGGAUGAAAUAAUGUAUGAUGACUGUGUUAUUGGAGGACGACAGCUGGCAUUUUGAAGAAGAGGUUUCUCUUAAAGGACAUGACUCUAUAUAUAUAUAUAGGAAGCUG